Molecule: messenger RNA, 578 nt
Organism: Scutellospora calospora
Lineage: Eukaryota; Fungi; Glomeromycota; Glomeromycetes; Diversisporales; Gigasporaceae
Source: the annotation of a GenBank genome assembly
UUUAUAUUGGAAGUUGUCCAUCAAAGUUUUUAAUAAUGUCCUCUAAUGUUAACACUGUUGAAGAAACAAUUUCUCCAACAAAUCCAAUAUCUAUAAAAAAAUCGGAAAAUACCAUCGAUUUAUUAGAAGAAAAAGAUGCAGGAUGUAAACCAGAUAAAAAACAUUUUAAAUGCUUACCAUGUGAUAAUACACGUAGCGGUGGAUUUUCUCCUGAUCAUGGUAUAAUGUUGUGUCAAAAUAGAUUUACUAGUAAACGUCAUAUAGAAGAUACAAUGGUACAUGAAAUGAUACAUUUGUACGAUCAUUGCCGAUUUAAAGUAGAUUGGAAUAGUUGUUAUCAUCAUGCGUGUAGUGAGGUUCGGGCUGCGGCUUUGAGUGGCGACUGUAAAUGGACGCGUGAAAUUAAACGUGGAUUUUUUAAUUUUACGAAACAACAUCAGGCUUGCGUAAAGAGACGUGCUAUACUCUCUGUUCAGAAGAACGCGUCUUGUUCAGCUCCUGGUGUUGCAGAAAGAGUGGUUACAGAAGUUUUCGAAAGUUGCUUUAACGACACACGUCCGUUUGAUGAAAUUUAUUAA